Messenger RNA from Racocetra persica, 490 nucleotides. The record is from the annotation of a GenBank genome assembly. NCBI's taxonomy places the organism in Eukaryota, Fungi, Glomeromycota, Glomeromycetes, Diversisporales, Gigasporaceae.
AAAAAUCUUUAACGGGUGGUAAGUUAAACAAAACGGCUGAAAUUGAGAAUUAUCCGGGUUUUGCCUUGAUUCAAGGACCCGAAUUAGCCGCAAAAAUUAAAGCCCUUAACUUGGAAAAAAAAGCUAUUGAAAAUAAUUUGGGUGUGCCCGGAGAGAAAGAAUUUACUAAUCAUGGAGUUGCUUAUUGUGCUAUUUGUGAUGGUUGGCUUUUUCGCGGUCAAAGUGUCGCGGUGGUUGGUGGCGGCUAUUCUUCUUUAGAAACUUCCCUUUACAUGAGUAAUAUUGCAAGCCGCGUUUACCUUAUUCAUCGUCGAGCCAACUUUCGCACAGAAAGGGAAAUCGUAGAAAAAGUGGAGAAAAAUCCCAAGAUAACUCUAAUUAUUAAUAGCGUCAUAAAAGAAAUUCACGGGCAAGGAAAAGUAGAAAAAAUAAUUAUUCGGAAUUUGUUAAGUGAAAAAGAAAACGAAUUACUAGUCUCGGCUGUCUUCCC